AUGGAGCCCGACGACGUUGCGGAGUACAGCCGCCAAAGCUACUGGGAGCGGCGCUAUAGCAAGGAGGCGCACUACAACUGGUUCCCGUCCGUUCAUCAGUCAGUGGUAUUGGCACUCUGUGACGAGCUCGCGAAGACAUUUGGGCUGCGUGAGGCUCAGGGUGCCGCAGUACCUGCUGAGGCCCACGCUGGCAGCCCAGUGCUGCGGGUGCUACACCUGGGCACUGGGAACUCAUCGCUUUGCAUGGACCUCUACGAGGCCGUGCGGGCGCGCCAGCUUCCAUUCACCCUGGAGCAGGUGGCGAUGGACUACGCGCCCAACGUCAUCGCGAACAUGCAGGCAAAGUACCCGCCUGGGGUGCUGCCAAACACGACGUGGAGAGUGGGCGAUGUGCGCCGUCUUGAGGAGUUUCGUUUGUUGGGCCCCUUUGACGCUAUUAUUGACAAGGGCACGAUGGAUGCGCUUGAGAGCGACAAGGACAGUCCAACGAUGGAGGAUGACAUCGGGGCCAUGCUGCGCGGCGUCGAUGGGCUAUUGCAGCACGCCAAAGGGUACGGUACUUUCAUGCAGGUAACGUGGGUUGUGCCCUACAUGCGACUGCACUACACGAGGAGGGACGCGUUCGCAUGGGGUGAUCAGGUGCGUUACACCCUGCUUGGCGAUAGCGAUAUGUACCGCCUCUUUGUGUACACCACAAAGCCGUAA
Messenger RNA from Trypanosoma rangeli, 705 nucleotides. RefSeq lists its product as uncharacterized. NCBI's taxonomy places the organism in Eukaryota, Euglenozoa, Kinetoplastea, Trypanosomatida, Trypanosomatidae. The transcript has a single exon. The coding region runs from base 1 to 705 and encodes 234 amino acids. The record is from RefSeq and is a predicted model, not a curated record.